AUGCAAAAUAAUUAACAGGAAAGAUUGGAAUUCUAGGAAAAAUAUGGUAUUUAAAAGGACUAUAUUUCUUUAUCCAAAGAAGAUAAAAAGAAAUAAGCUGCAGAUGAAGUCAUUGAGUUUAACAAUAAAAACUUGAUUUCUUAUUUAGAAGAUAAAUAUUAAGUAGAAGACACUGAAAAAGUAAAAGAAGACAAAGCUAAAGCAAUUGUGAAAUCAUGUUUUAUGAUACAAUCAGGAUUUAAUGUUUGCUUACAUGGUUAUGGCUCUAAGAGACAAAUUAUUUAAGAAAUAUCAGAUUAAUUUAUUAAUUACCCUAAAUUAAUCAUUUAAGGAUAUUCAGCAGCUACUUAAAUAUAGCAAAUUCUAUAAAAACUAAAGUACAUUGUGGUAAAGAUUACUGGGUAAAACUCUGGUUAAAAGAGAAUUGAAGGAAUAUUAGAGUAUCUAAAAUAAUAAGAGGAAAAUAUGGGAAAAAUUUCCUCUUAAGUACCUUUUAUUUUAAUUCUAUUUCAUAAUAUAGAUUCUAAAUAAUUUAUUGAGUAAGAUUCUGUCAAAAUUUUAUCUGCUGUACUAAAUUUACCAUAUAUAAAAGCUGUUUGUAGUAUUGAUCAUGUGAAGUAUCCAAUUAUUCUGACUUCUAAAGUUUUAGAGUCAUUUAAUUUUAGUUUCAUAGAAGUCCAUACUCAUUAAUGCUAUCUACAUGAAUUCAAAGUUUCCUAAAAUACAUUUAACUUAAAAAAAGAAAAAGAAGGAGAAUCUCUUAAAUAUAUUUUUAGAAGUCUGACAAAAGUUUAAAAAGAAAUAAUAUAGUUUGUUGCAAAAUAUAUUUAAGAUAAAUUAGAUUAAAAUCCAGGAACAGCUAUUUAAAUAAAUGGAUUAACUGAAGAUGGAUAGAUUAUUGGUUUAACUUUAAAAGAGUUAUUAGAAAUGCUAAUUGAUGAAAUGAUUUUGAACAGUGAGUAGCAGUUAAAAGAAAAUUUACUUGAAAUACUUGAUCACAAAGUUAUAAUUUCAAUAGAAAACUAGUAAAAAACUUACUAUACAAUGAAUUUCAGCAGACAAAUUUUAGAAAAAAUUGUCAACAACAAGUUGGAGGAUGGAGAAGAAGAUUAGGAGCAGGAAGAAGAGGAAGAAAACAAUUCAGUAAAAGAUAUGGAAGAAGAGAAUUAAAUAAUAUCUAACAGCUAAAACAGUUCUCAAAGUGAAGAUGAAGAUGUUAAAGGUAAAAAAAAAUAUAGAUAAACAAGAAGAGAAGGUAAAAAGAAAAAAAAUAGUAGUGAGAGCUUAUCAGAUUCAGAAAAUGAAAAACAUAAGUUUAAUAAGAAAACUUCUGGAAUUUUGAAAACUAAAAAUAAGUAAUAAAAGAAUAAAAAAAGUAGCUUUACUUCAUAAAGUAGUGAAGAAGAUGGUGAUGAUGAUAGCUAUUAAAAUUGA
Tetrahymena thermophila SB210 is the source of this 1434-nucleotide messenger RNA. RefSeq names its product origin recognition complex subunit 2. Gene Ontology annotation, cellular component: nuclear origin of replication recognition complex; nucleus. The transcript has a single exon. NCBI's taxonomy places the organism in Eukaryota, Ciliophora, Oligohymenophorea, Hymenostomatida, Tetrahymenidae. Gene Ontology annotation, biological process: DNA replication. Gene Ontology annotation, molecular function: DNA replication origin binding. The record is from RefSeq and is a predicted model, not a curated record.